CACCACAAGAGCGACAUCUGUGUUAGAGCUAUCUAUCACGGAUGGACAGGCUGAUUGACGACGUCUCGAGUGGUACCUAUGGCAUUUGCAGAAUAGUCCGCUGCGGACCAAGAUGGUGACCUCCUCGCUCCUGGCAGGCUUGAAGGAAGCGUUGGCAUCUUGAACAGCAAGUGUUGGGCCACAAGGCCGUCUCGUGUAAGAUCGUGUGUGGAAGAUGGCUUUAUACGGAUUCUUCAUCAGUGCACCGCUCAGUCACAUCCUCAUUGGUCUUCUACAGAGGGCCUUCGCUGACCGCACGAGUCUGAUGGCCAACCUUGCCCGAUUCUUGACGAACAGUCUCCUGGUGAUCUCUCCCCAGAACUGGGUGCACUUGUAUUCGCUGGCUCUCAUCGCAUGUAGAGCCAAUGCGAAAGUGGCUUACCACAAGGCUGCCAGCGCUUUUGGGUCGACCUCUGUCGUGGUAUUUGGUUUCGCGCAGACAUCGCUUCCGGAGUAUGUCUGGGAACAUUAUUUCAACCUGGUUGGUUUCGUCAUGGGGACAUAUGUUAAUGUCAGGACAAGGAAGAAUAGCCUA
Molecule: messenger RNA, 574 nt
Organism: Aspergillus homomorphus CBS 101889
Lineage: Eukaryota; Fungi; Ascomycota; Eurotiomycetes; Eurotiales; Aspergillaceae
Exons: 3
Source: RefSeq, a predicted model, not a curated record